Messenger RNA from Beta vulgaris subsp. vulgaris (sugar beet), 2093 nucleotides. Its product is annotated as small RNA degrading nuclease 5. Gene Ontology annotation, cellular component: nucleus. Gene Ontology annotation, molecular function: nucleic acid binding; exonuclease activity. The transcript is spliced from 14 exons. Bases 57 to 1904 code for a protein of 615 amino acids. The record is from RefSeq and is a predicted model, not a curated record. NCBI's taxonomy places the organism in Eukaryota, Viridiplantae, Streptophyta, Magnoliopsida, Caryophyllales, Amaranthaceae.
CCCAUUCCUGAUACAGAAAUCUUUACAUAACUCCAUACAUAAAGUACUACAUAGUUAUGCUUUCUCUUACUGCACUUCCUUCUUCUCUCUUCUGUUCUCCGCCUUCGUCUUUCUCUCUCCUAACUCCCAAACCCAUUUUCAGAAAUUUAAUCAUGAAUUCUGCUGAACCCACUAAAGAAACCCUAACUUCCAUUGAUGAACAAUCAAUCAAUCAAGAUGAUAAUUCUUCCAAAACUUACUUCGAUAUUUACGGACCUCAGGCAAAAGCUGAGGUUGUGUUCAGUACUCCUGAGCCUAAUUCCAGUUUGAGUUUGCAGGAUGUUCAAGGGUUGGUAACGUGGGUGCUUGCUGAUGGUUAUAUGCCCACUUGGGUUUUUAUCAAAAACAAGCCUCUCAUCCCGAAAGUGGCUCUUGUAUAUGUUCCAGGCCUUGAUGCAGCAUUAUAUAUGUCACAUACAAAAAAAUUUAGCAGUUUGAAAAAGUGUUGUGGCAAUCCAAGGCCAGUUCAAGCUUUAAGCUGUUUAUUAGAUGGCAUUCAGACAAUUGAUGCCCUUAUGACAUGCAAAUUCAAAAGAAAAAGAGACGAACCUGAUUUAGCCUCCACGAUACCUAACGAGUCUUCCAUAAAAGAAACUAAUUCUCCUUCAUCCAACUUAUCCUCAACUGAGCUUAUGAAGGAUUUACCAUUCCCUCUCACAUAUUAUACGCUGACAGCAAAACAGCUGGAGGAUAAUGGAUAUUGCCUGAAUCAACCUGGUUUCCGUUCUACUUGUGCAGCACCUCCUGGUUCUUCCCAUUGUGAAGUUUUAGCCCUUGAUUGCGAGAUGUGUAUCACGUGCAAUGGGUUCGAGCUGACUCGGUUGACACUCGUAGAUGUUAAAGGUCAGGUUAUGUUGGACAAGCUGGUCAAACCAUCAAACCCUAUUGUUGAUUACAACACAAGGUUUCAAUCCUGUGAAAAUUGCCUUGUCCGAUAUAGUGGUAUCACACCCGAGAUGUUGAAUGAUGUAUCUACCAGUCUUGAGGACAUUCAGGAAGAAUUUUUGAAGCUUGUUUAUAAAGAGACGAUCCUGAUUGGACACUCAUUAGAAAAUGACUUGCUGGCACUAAAAGUGUCGCAUGAUCUAGUUAUUGAUACUGCAGUAUUAUACAAGCAUCCUCGUGGGGGCUCAUAUAAAACAGCUCUUCGAGUGCUUUCCAGAAAAUUUCUUUCUAGAGAAAUACAAGAUUCAUGUUGUGGCCAUGACAGCAUAGAGGAUGCUAGGGCAACUAUGGAACUGGCUUUGCUAAAGAUUAAGAAUGGGCCUGAUUUUGGCUCACCUAAACAAUUUGUUCGGAAGAAGCUUCUUGCUGUAUUAAGUGAAUCUGGUAAAACAUCAUCGUUCAUUGAUGAUGUUUCAAUAGUGAAACGUUAUGCCUCUGGGACAUGCCAUGCAUUUCCUGUCUCAUCUGAUGAUGAAGCACUUUCUAGAGCUUCAAAAGAGGUAAAAAAUGAAAAGGUGCACUUCGUGUGGACUCAGUUUUCAGAAAUAAAUUCCUAUUUCAAAAAUCAAGUGGAUGAUGACGAGAAAUUUAAUGCACGGUUAGCAGAGUUGAUAGCGUUUCUAACUUGUCAAAAUAAGUCUUCUGCAAAAAAGGGAAUAAAGUGUAGUGUACCAUCAACGCUCAAAGAGAUCCUAACUCGCACAGAUUCCAGAAUUCACAAGCUGUAUUCACAUUUACCUGUGAAUAGUAUGCUUAUCGUAUUUACCGGUCAAGGAGACACUGCAACAAUCCACAGAUUGCGGAAGAUGCUGACAGCAGAAUCGAAAACCGAAAUAUGCCGUGAAAAACUCAUCAAGGUUUUGGAAGAGCUCCAGGCUCAAGCUGAAGUAGGACUUUGUUUUGUGGGUAUAAAACAUUGAUUUCUGAUACUCAUACAUGAUGUAUACCAUUUGUUAAAAAAUGAAGACAAAAAAAGGAAAAACGAUAACGAGGCUGCCAAUUUGUUUCUCAACUGGUUAUACCCAGGAUGAAGAGCAUAAGUGCAUAACCAAUUUUUGUAGUAUUAUACAAUUGAUUUUUAGUAACAAGAAUUACUGGCUGUCUACAAA